Mauremys mutica (yellowpond turtle) is the source of this 5317-nucleotide messenger RNA. RefSeq names its product oligophrenin 1 (gene OPHN1). Gene Ontology annotation, biological process: signal transduction. Gene Ontology annotation, cellular component: cytoplasm. Bases 954 to 3359 code for a protein of 801 amino acids. The record is from RefSeq and is a predicted model, not a curated record. Lineage: Eukaryota; Metazoa; Chordata; Testudines; Geoemydidae. Gene Ontology annotation, molecular function: GTPase activator activity; protein binding. The transcript is spliced from 26 exons.
CUUAAUUGAGAUCACUCACAGAACAUAAAGUUUAUGCUUAGCACAUGCAUAAAUUUAUGCUUAGCAUAUUCAUAAAUUUUCAAAAGAUGGUCUUUUUGUGAGGGUCCCCAGGGCGGCUUAGCAGUCACACAGCUCCACUUUAAGGUACAUUAUUAGGGGCCAAGCAAGGUAAAUCAGAGCAGACCACACUGAUCACUCAGUCUGAGUUUUUGCUCAGUCCAUGCUACUUUGUCCACUACGUUGUGCCUUUAGUGCCGGAUUCUCUGGAAGAACAGUCCCUCGGAGCUAGAGGGUGGGCGCUUGGAACAAGGGCGGAGUCCUCUCACUCACUCACAUACACAAUACCGAUCCUGCGGAAAGAAAAACUACACCUCCCAGGCAGCCGUGCAUGCGCUAUCUGGAGGAGGGAGUGGUGCUCCGGCGGGAUUCAUCCCGGUUCAGUUUCCGUAGGGACGUGUUUGCGGCAGCUGCCAUGCCUCUAUUGUGUCUCCUCCCUCCUGCCUCUCUGGAUGCUGCCUGUAGAGUGUGAGGCUACAUUAACAACAAGGUGUUAACCCUUGAGGGCUCAGCAGACAGCUAGAGCGAGGAAGAGUCCGCAGGAGAUGCCAGCUCACCAAACAGAAGAGAGAUCCUCCGGCAGCCCCAAGCCAUUCCCUGGGAAAUACCCAUGUGAAAUCAACACGGUUGCGUAGGAAAGCGUGUGCAGAUCCCAGACAAUCCUCUCUGAACAGUGACUGCAGGGAGAUUUGGGGAAAGGGGAGCAGCUGCUGACGUGUGAGCAAGAAACAAAAGGGGGCUCAGUAGGAGCCGAAACAGGACGUUGUCCCGGAGCGAGGAAGCCUGUUUUAAAUUAGAGUGCAACCAGGCAGCCUGCCCCUUCCUUCUGUGAUAUACAAAUCAAAGCUGGUAUCCUCAGCAGACAACGACAAGGAUCUCUGUCGUUUUAGGAGAACAUGGGGCACCCUGCUUUAGAGUUCAGCGACUGCUACCUGGACAGUCCAGAUUUUCGAGACAGGCUGAAAUGUUAUGAGCAGGAGCUGGAGAGAACCAACAAAUUCAUAAAGGAUGUGAUUAAAGAUGGGAACGCACUUAUCAGUGCUAUAAAAAGUUACUCUUUUGCCGUGCAGAAAUUCUCUCAGACUCUACAGUCCUUUCAGUUUGACUUUAUUGGGGACACACUAACCGAUGACGAGAUUAAUAUUGCUGAAUCCUUUAAGGAAUUUGCAGAGUUGCUCCAGGAGGUAGAACUUGAGAGAUCGAUGAUGGUCCAAAAUGCUAGUGAUUUGUUGAUCAAACCACUGGAAAAUUUUCGUAAGGAACAAAUAGGCUUCACCAAGGAAAGAAAGAAAAAGUUUGAGAAGGACGGUGAGAAGUUUUAUUCCAUGCUGGAUCGCCAUUUGCACUUAUCGUCUAAGAAGAAAGAGUCCCAGUUACAGGAGGCUGACUUACAGGUUAAUAAAGAGAGACACAAUUUCUUUGAGUCGUCCCUGGAGUAUGUGUACCAGAUCCAGGAAGUGCAGGAGAGCAAGAAGUUCAGUAUCGUGGAGCCAGUGCUGGCCUUUCUUCACAGCCUCUUUACAUACAACAACCUGACAGUCGAACUUACACAGGACUUCCUCCCUUAUAAACAGCAGCUUCAGCUCAGCCUACAGAAUACGAGGAAUCACUUUUCCAGCACACGAGAGGAGUUGGAAGACCUGAAGAAAAGGAUGAAAGAAGCUCCUCUGACCUGCAAGCUACCCGGGAAGCCAACCAUAGAGGGUUAUCUGUACACUCAGGAGAAAUGGGCACUGGGCAUAUCUUGGGUGAAAUAUUAUUGCCAAUAUGAGAAGGAGUCAAAGAUGCUAAGGAUGACUCCAGUGGAGCAGAAGUCUGGAGCUAAGCAAGGCACUUCAGACUUGACACUGAAGUCCUGCGUAAGGAGAAAGACUGAUUCUAUAGACAAGAGGUUUUGUUUUGAUAUUGAGACAAAUGAAAGGGCUGGGACUAUCACAUUGCAAGCACUUUCAGAAGCUAAUAGACGGCUAUGGAUGGAGGCCAUGGAUGGAAAGGAGCCAAUCUACCACAGUCCCAUCACAAAACAGGAAGAAAUGGAGCUGAAUGAGGUUGGCUUCAAGUUUGUAAGGAAAUGCAUCAAUGCAGUAGAGACCAAAGGGAUCACUACCGAGGGAGUGUACCGAACGGUUGGCAGCAAUAUCCAGGUGCAGAAGUUGCUGAAUGCCUUCUUUGAUCCAAAAUGUCCAGGGGAUGUAGAUCUCCAAAACAGUGACUGGGACAUCAAGACAAUUACCAGCUCAUUGAAAUUCUACCUCAGGAACCUGGCUGAACCUGUCAUGACCUACAGACUCCAUAAAGAGCUGGUCUCGGCUGCGAAGUCUGAGAACCUGGAUUACAGGCUGGGAGCCAUUCACUCUUUGGUUUAUAAACUACCUGAGAAGAAUAGAGAGAUGCUGGAACUCCUCAUACGACACCUGGUCAACGUGUGUGAGCACAGCAGGGAGAAUCUGAUGUCCCCAUCCAACAUGGGGGUUAUAUUCGGCCCCACUCUUAUGCGGGCACAGGAGGACACGGUCGCUGCCAUGAUGAAUAUUAAGUUCCAAAACAUUGUGGUUGAGAUCCUCAUCGAGCACUUUGACAAGAUCUACUCCAGCCCACCUGAGGACAGUGCUGCCCCCCCAGUGCCUCCUCCCAGGGUAGCUGCCCGAAGGCACAAACCCAUCACAAUUUCCAAGCGCCCGCUGAGGGAAAGACCUGUCUUUUAUGGUGGUUCCCUGGAAGAAAAUCAAGGUGACAGCCAUGACCAGACUCCUAAUGGCACCGUCAUCCCUAAUAGCACAGAAGCCCCCAAGCCACUACAUCGCAGCAGACUGCCUACACAGAGAGCAGGGGAGGCUGAGCCUCCAAGGCCUGGCUCAGAGAGCAAGCAUGAACAGUACUCUGAAGUGGUGGUAGGAAAGCUGGUGUCCAAGCUGCAGGAUGGGGGAGCUAAGCUCGCCAACAAGGCUGCAAACGGAGUGGUGACUGGAACCACUGCUCUAAAGACCACCGUUCUCCAUGCUAAGAGGCCUACUCUGAGGCCCAUGAUAUACAGCAAGGAGGGUGAAUACGACACCUUCACUAAAGCCCGAUCUCCUGGAGAUAAGCCAGUGAUAACACGGCCCCCAGUGAGACCUCCAGACCCUCCGUGCAGAGCUCCUCCAUCUCAAAAGCUGGAGCAGAAGCCUGAGCCGAUAGCAGGAGGAGCGGAGGAAAUGCCUUCAUCUGUAGUGGCCUCCAGAACAAAGUUCUUCGAGACAGCUUCCCGGAGGACAAGCAGCUCCUCAUCACCACAAGGCAGACUCCCGAGUGAUGAGAGCUGAGGCUAAAGGCUUUUAUCCGCCUAACCCUGGCUGGCUCCAGGAGAUUUUCCCUGCUUCUGAAAUGGACUCCCCUGCUCCCCAGACUGUUUCAAUCUGUGUGAUGUGAUCCUGGAGUGCAGCUAUCCUGUUGGACACUGCCUGUGGAGCAUACCAUUGUGAAUAGCUCGUGCGGUUUCAAGAGAAGGGGAUGACAUAGGGGGAAGACCCAGGCCUUGUCCCUGUUAAAUUAAAUGUUUGUUUUGGGCCAUUUUGCCACAGCUCCCCUAGCUCCUGCCUUGGGCAGCAUGUAAAGGACGCUUGUCAUGUCUAAGGAGGGUGAUAAACCGUGAGUCUGACAGAGUGGUGAGAGCAGACCUAAUCUACAGAACUGAGCGGAGGGCAGGCCAUGGAAGGAAUAGGAACGAGCACUUAAAGCAAUCUGCCCUCCAACCCUUUGGAAAUUCCACUCUGGAAAGACAUUGACCGUGGAUGGACGUGCAGUCAAAAUGCAAGCGACCAAUACCCAGAGCUUGGGUACCUGGGUGUGACGAGCUGACAUCCGAAUCAGACCUUUUUGCUGUUGGAAACUUCUUGCCAUUGACAUGUUGUUUUAAAAAAAAAAACUGUUUUGAGUGCUAAGUAAACCAUGUUGCGUUGUUUCAGUGGUUAAGGCAUCAGUGUGCAUUACGAGAAAACUCUGUUAACCAUAUGGGUCCAUAUCCUGGUUCCACGGCAAGCCAGUGUUCAGCCCAGCAUACAUAUAGCUGUGCAAUGUCCAGUCUUCCUGCCUUCCCCCCCAGACCUAAGGCAGCACCUUGCCCAUUUCUGAUCUUCCUUCCAUGCUGCAAGUGGCCCCAAGCCGUUCCCAGGAGCCAGUGGUUCUGUUAGUCAGGUGCCUUUUGUGGAGCUGCUCCCUGAUUUCCCAUUGCUUGGAAGAAAAGGUUACAGGUUGUUACAAACACCCUUCCAUAAAGUUAGUGGGUGUGAAACCAAAGCAAACCUCCACGCCGUGUAGUCCAGCUGGGCCUAGUGCACAAAUACUGACUUGCCAAAGGCCCACUGCAGCGUGUGCAGUUCGCUGAUGCUUUCAGAGCUGUCUUUGUCGCCUGUCUCUGUGCAGUUAAUGUGAAAUCCUGCUUCAUUAAUGAAUGUACUUCUGUUUUUUGCGGGAAAUGACAGUGGUGUGUGAAUGGUGUGCCUGUUCCCUUAGACUGCAGUCCUGUGCUCACAGCUGGCAAUCCCAGAGGUGGGCUUGUAGCAGUGGCAGAUAAAGGUGGCUUUUACAUCAUGCACGUAAGCGUCUCUGGGCUUUCAGAGUGUGUGAUCAGCCAGUCCAGAUCCCCCAUGACACACUUUUGUGAUUAGAAGAAAAUAACUAUCAACAUUAAAAAAAGUAACCGUCUCUUUAGGUGCGGUUGUUAAAAAUGCACAAAGAUAAGGUGGCUCAACUGCAAGUGUGGAUAAUGGAAACUGAGAGCUAGUGGUACAGUGCUUUCACCUGUAUCAGAAUUACACUAAUCUUGUGAGGAAUCUUCUCCAGAGUCUAUGGACCAAUUUCAUCUGGUAUCAGUGGAGCUGAACCUUUUUAAUGCAGGUCUUUUUAAUCCAAGGACGGAGGACACAAAACCGCCAUUCUGCCACCGAGAAUUUAGCCACCAUUUUGGCCACAACUCUCAAAAGAGAGAGAGAGAGAGAGUGUGUGUGUGUGAGAGAGAGAGAUCAGACAAUAUUUCCAAACAUGCCCUCUAAUUUUGGGUGCCCAGUUUUGAGACACCAGCGGCCAAAAUUCCUGAAGUCAAACAGAGCUGCAAAUGCUCAGCAGCAUUAAAACCCAGCCCCCAAGUAUCUAAAUAUUAGUCACUCAGAACGAGAGCCGCCCAGAAUCUGAGGCCCUUUUGAAAUGUACUCUUAAUCAUUUUUCCUAGCGCUGCAACUGUACAGAUCAAUCUUCUGUAUGCAGAAGGAAAUAAAGAAACAGA